Messenger RNA from Symbiodinium sp. CCMP2592, 1725 nucleotides. NCBI's taxonomy places the organism in Eukaryota, Dinophyceae, Suessiales, Symbiodiniaceae. The record is from the annotation of a GenBank genome assembly.
AUGGGAGAGGAGGUCGCAGCUCGAGCACACAGGGAGUGGCCACAGUUGAAGCAGUCGGUGGAGGAGUUCUUCACGGAAGUGGAAGCCGCCUGCUUGAGGGACAAGGCGGACUUAGAAGGCCUUCCCGCUGUCGCGAGCCAACAGGCUGAGGAGGCGCUUGCAGCAGAAGGCCUUCUCCUGACAGCCCAGGAAGCAGACCCUGACUCAAGCGACUUGCAGCCCCACAGCCUUGAGACUUUGAGCUCUUUCUGCGAGGAGCUGAAGGCUGCUGUGGAGCAAAAUCCGCAAUUCUUCGAGCAGCGGGGAGCAGAGCUGCAUCGAGGUUUGGAGAACAUCCUGGCGAAUCACCCGCGGGGCUCCUACAACAGGGAGGAUCUCUUUAUCAAGGGUGCCAUCACAGACCAUGUCAGUAGUGUUUUCCGAAGGAUACAGAGUGACAGCUCUAAUCGUACCGUUCUCUAUGCCGACUACAAGAAGGAGAUCUCGAGGCUCACAGCCGAAAUCCGUCGUGAGUCCGAGAGUCUCUCGGAAAAUGCGCUGGUGCCGAAGCGUAGGGAACUGGAAGAUCGCCGUGCCAGACAGUUCUACAAGCUCUACGAACAGCACCAGGAGCAAGAGAGGGCAGUAACGACGAAAAGUGAGGUGCCCUCCCUGCUGCGGACACAUUCGGCAAGCUUCGAGCAGGCAGAUACGAGGGACAGACAGCGUCUUGCGGAGUUGCAGAGCCAGCACAAGCUUCUUGCAUCCGAAUGCUUGGCCCUGCAUUCGCGACAGCGAGAUGCGUUGAACCACAUCACGUCGCAUUGCCUCGCUGAAGAACGGCAAGCCCAGCACAGCUGCCAGAACAAGCAGGACGAGUUGCAACAGGAACUUGAAAGCUUGAAGGCUCAGUUUGCCAGAUGCCAGCACUUGCUGCAAGACAUCCGACACCAGCGUCGCCAUGCCCAACAGCAUCGCCUGCAUCGAGCGACAGUCUCGGAGCUCAUGAAUGUCGCUAUGAGAAGUGUGGAUGUGAAGAGGGUUCGACUUGAAAAGAUGGCGGCUCGCUAUGCUCAGGGCCAAGCAGUCCUCCAAGCAUUCGCAACCUGGAUGACCGAUUCCUACCGCUUCAUGGAGACAACGCUCCUCGAUCGCCAGCAGCGGCUGGCAGAGGAGCUGCCGGAGCAAAGGCGUAACUUCAACGCUUUGCUUCACUGCUUCGUCGAGGAUUUGGGGAGGCGGAAGGCGGAGCAGAAGCAGGCCAUGUCCCAUCUUGACCGCAAGAUGAAGCAGAAGUACAAAGAUGCCGCCGCUGAAGAGAGGAUGAAAGGAGGGGAACAGAAGGCGAGCAGCAAGAAGCGGAAGGCAGAGGAGCUUCAGAAGCAGAUUGAUGAAUCGCAGAAGGAGAUCGAAUGGUUGGAUGGGCAGCAGAAGAAGCUGAAGACUCUGCCUGAGCUUCGCGAAAAGACGACAGAGGACUCCCGCGGCUGGGCACGGGACAUCCUGUACAACCGUCCCUUCGGCGUCCCAUGGUCUACUCCAGCGGCACUGGAAGCCCCACAGCAACAGGCUUCCUGGUUUCCUUCCUUGGGAACUUCCUUGCAGAAUUUCGUUGCAAGGCGCCUACGAGGAAAGCAGCCUCCCUCCGAGAUCUCCGAGGUCAGGUCGUGGUGGUCAGAGACCACUGCCAAUGAGCUUCCGAUAUCUGACCGGCCUUACAGAGCCCUGCUGCAACUGACAAACUGA